Molecule: messenger RNA, 2640 nt
Organism: Silurus meridionalis
Lineage: Eukaryota; Metazoa; Chordata; Actinopteri; Siluriformes; Siluridae
Gene: ptgs2a
Product: prostaglandin-endoperoxide synthase 2a
Exons: 9
Coding region: 70-1893 (607 amino acids)
Biological process (GO): response to oxidative stress; cyclooxygenase pathway
Cellular component (GO): cytoplasm; neuron projection
Molecular function (GO): heme binding; prostaglandin-endoperoxide synthase activity; oxidoreductase activity, acting on single donors with incorporation of molecular oxygen, incorporation of two atoms of oxygen
Source: RefSeq, a predicted model, not a curated record
CGAGGUUCAGAAAGCUUAAGAUACUCAGGGCUUACACACACCAGUCUGAAAUAGCUGGAGAUUUCUGGAAUGAAUAAGAAAGUAAUUUGCCUUAUCUUGCUUGGAAGCUUGACCUUUUUCUUGGAUGGAGGUCUUACAGCAGAUCCCUGCUGCUCACAGCCCUGUCAGAACCGGGGUGUGUGUUUAUCCAAAGGUUUAGAUGCCUAUGAGUGUGACUGCACCAGGACAGGAUACCACGGACAGAACUGCACCACACCGGAACUUUUCACGUGGAUCAAGUCUUUUCUAAAGCCAAGCCCAGGCACUGUACACUACCUGCUGACACACUAUAAAUGGAUAUGGGACAUCAUUAAUAACGUUUCAUUUCUGAGGAACGCUUUGAUGCGCUACGUCCUGACAUCCAGGUCAACUUUGGUGGACAGUCCACCAACUUACAACGCUGAUUAUGACUACAAAAACUGGGAGGCAUACUCCAACAUAUCCUACUUUACUCGUACACUGCCCCCAUUACCCAAACACUGCCCAUCGACCGGCACCGCAGCUCUUCCUGAUGUUAAGGAGGUGGUGGAGAAAGUCCUCUUGAGACAGAAGUUCAUUCCUGACCCACAGGGUACAAGCUUGAUGUUUGCAUUCUUCGCCCAGCAUUUCACCCACCAGUUCUUCAAAUCUGACUUUAAGAAAGGACCAGCCUUCACCUCAGCCCUGGGCCAUGGAGUGGAUUUAAGUCACGUAUACGGAGGCAAUAUGGACAGACAGCACAAACUGAGACUUUUCAAAGAUGGAAAACUGAAAUAUCAGGUGAUAGAUGGCGAGGUGUACCCCCCUCUGGUUAAAGACGUUCAGGUCGAGAUGCACUACCCACCCCAUGUUCCUGAAGAGAUCCGAUUCGCAGUGGGCCAUGAGGCGUUUGGUCUCAUCCCUGGCCUCAUGAUGUAUGCCACUAUCUGGCUCAGAGAACACAACCGUGUGUGUGACGUCAUGAAGCAAGAGCAUCCCGACUGGGAUGAUGAACGUCUUUUCCAAACAACACGCCUUAUACUGAUUGGUGAGACCAUCAAAAUUGUGAUCGAGGAUUACGUUCAGCAUCUGAGUGGCUACCACCUCAAGCUGAAGUUCGACCCUGAGCUCCUCUUCAGUGAGAGGUUUCAGUAUCAGAACCGCAUUGCAUCUGAGUUCAACACGCUGUACCACUGGCACCCGCUGAUGCCUGACACGUUUCAAAUCCAGCACCAGGUCUAUAAUCACCCCCAGUUCCUCUUCAACAACUCCAUAGUGACACAGCACGGUAUCAGCAACCUGGUGGCGUCUUUCAGCAAGCAACAAGCUGGCAGGAUAUCUGGUGGAAGGAAUUUGCCUGCUGGCGUGAGAGGAAUGGCUAGUAAAAUCCUAGAGCACAGCCGAGAGAUGCGUUAUCAGUCCUUUAAUGCUUACAGGAAGCGUUUCAACAUGCAGCCAUACCGUUCCUUUGAAGAACUGACAGGAGAUAAAGAGCUUGCAGCAGAUCUGAAGAGUCUUUAUGGAGAUGUGAACUCUGUAGAGCUCUACACUGGUCUUCUGGUGGAGAAGCCAAGGCACAAUGCUGUAUUCGGAGAGACUAUGGUCGAGAUGGGUGCCCCCUAUUCCCUCAAAGGGCUGAUGGGUAAUCCUAUCUGCUCCCCCGAGUACUGGAUGCCCAGUACAUUCGGUGGCAAAGUGGGAUUUGAAAUCUUAAACACAGCCACUCUGAAGAAGCUCGUCUGCCAGAAUAUUAAAGGACCAUGUCCAAUGGUGUCUUUCAAAGUGCCUGAGGACAAGGUCUUCAAUUUAGCAAAGAUUAACUUGAAUUCAACUCCUUCUGGCGAGGGAGACAUCAAUCCCACUGUCUUACUGAAAGAACGGACUUCAGAGCUUUAAAAGUGCACCACUGUAUUGUUUCUUUACAAAAGUGUUUUUUGUUAUUUGUUAUUUAUGGUUAUUUAUUUAAAUAUUUAUUUAUUUAUUUGGUCCACAUGAAAUUAUAAAUAUUUAAAAAUACCAUAUGUAGGAAAGCCUUUCCCUUUAGUUGUAGGUCCAUGCUUCACCACUAGAGGGAAAUUUACAGUGAACUUGUAAGUUAUCUCCAUGACGUCACUAUACGUUAUCUCUGUGAUGUUUUCGUGGGCCGCUCUUGGCCACAUGCUUAAAAGCCAGAUCACCGAGCAGUAACCUAUUGAGAGCAGAGCAGAAGGCAGAUGACGCACAACCCAUUGAGAGGAGAAGAGGGACGACUACACAAGCUAUUCAGCAUCAAACAUCUCGAUCACACAACCUACGGCGAUCUAUUUCAUCCACUGCAAUAAAACCCACACUAGCACAUCUAGCACACUCACUCACAUACAUACCAAUCCCCUUUACAUUUAUACCUACCUAAUACCUCAAAGACGUGAUCCAUAUCAUUAUACCCAACUGAUCAAUGAUGUUGUGUGGAUUUAACUCUCUGGGCCCUUACUCUCUAAAAGGAGUCACCUGUUUUCAAGGACAGUCAGAACCUUUCUGAAGCAACACUUCUUAUUCCAUACUUGUUUACCAUAUGUGCUUUUUUAUUAUUUAUUAAUUUUUUUAAAUGAAUGGAUUCUUGUUUUGUACUAAAAUCCUUAAAUAAAAUUAUUUCUUAAAAAAAAA